AUGCCAAAUCCAUCCAGCGGUAAACCCGGCAGCCUAAAAGACCCUGCCGUGGCAUCACUGUUUUGUGUCAAGGACCCUGAACAGCGCUUCGAGGAUUUGCGCGAAAUUGGCCAUGGCUCGUUCGGUGCUGUCUUCUUCGCGCAGGAUACCGAGACAAAUACAACGGUUGCAAUCAAGAAGAUGGCAUUUUCCGGGAAACAGGCAGCCGAGAAAUGGUCCGAUAUCAUCAAGGAGGUGACUUUUCUCAAAAACAUCAGGCACAGGAAUAUCGUGGAAUACCGGGCAUGCUAUCUGAAGGAUCAUACGUGUUGGUUAGUGAUGGAAUACUGUAUUGGAUCGGCAGCGGAUAUUGUCGAGGUGCAUCGCAGUCCGAUACGUGAAUGCGAAAUUGCUGCAAUCAUCGAGCAGACACUUCACGGGCUCAUCUACCUACACAGUCUGGGACGUAUUCACCGGGAUGUCAAAGCGGGCAACAUUCUUCUCACCGAUUGUGGCAUCGUCAAAAUUGGCAAGCUUCUAUCGAAAAUUACUUUGUGCUUCUGUGCAUGCAUUAACACGUUGGCAUAUGACCAAUCCUCUCAGGGAGCAGUAUUUUCAGCUGAUUUCGGCAGCGCCUCAAUCGCAUGCCCUGCGCAGAGUUUCGUUGCGGAACGUCGGCCGCCUCUUUUCAAUAUGAAUGCGAUGUCUGCACUCUAUCACAUUGCCCAGAAUGAUCCACCAACGCUUGCCGAAGUGCCGCCUGGUGAAAUGCCCUGGUCAAGCGACUUCCGAUCAUUUGUUGAGCUUUGUUUGCGUAAGGAUCCACGAGAGCGUAUCAAGGCAGAUCGUUGUCAGCAUCAUCCAUUCAUUUUGAACAGGCAGCUGGAUGGUGUGAUUUUGGGAUUAAUAGCGAGAACGAAGGCACUUGUUAGCGAUUUGGAUAACUUUCAGUAUCGAAAAAUGAGGAAAUUAGUUUACCUUGAUGAACAGCAAAACGCCGCAAUGGACGAUACUUUGACAUCGGCGGAUCGGCACGAUGCGGAUGAAGAAUUGUCGGGCAUCGGA
This is a messenger RNA of Gongylonema pulchrum, 1044 nucleotides long. NCBI's taxonomy places the organism in Eukaryota, Metazoa, Nematoda, Chromadorea, Rhabditida, Gongylonematidae. The record is from the annotation of a GenBank genome assembly.